This is a messenger RNA of Xiphophorus maculatus (southern platyfish), 2102 nucleotides long. RefSeq names its product STN1, CST complex subunit (gene stn1). The record is from RefSeq and is a predicted model, not a curated record. Gene Ontology annotation, molecular function: single-stranded telomeric DNA binding. The transcript has 9 exons. Bases 93 to 1172 code for a protein of 359 amino acids. Gene Ontology annotation, biological process: DNA replication; nucleotide-excision repair; telomere capping. Lineage: Eukaryota; Metazoa; Chordata; Actinopteri; Cyprinodontiformes; Poeciliidae. Gene Ontology annotation, cellular component: CST complex; DNA replication factor A complex; site of double-strand break.
ACUCUUCGUGAGCACUAGCUUGCUAGUGAGACACCAACUUACCUUGCAGCAACAGAAGAACAGGAAACAUUUGUUGUUGUUUUCAGGAUGAAAUGCAGGCAGCAGCGAUGGAUCCCGCCGAUGAGCCCCCGGCCAUGCUGUGGGGAAUGGACCCGAUCUUCUCCGCCUUUGCUCGGCUGUUUGUCAGGGACAUCCUGCAGAUGACAGAGUCCAUACAGGUUCCAGGCAUUUAUUUCUACAAUUUGCAUCCGAUCUACAAAGUGGAUGUUCUUGGAAUAGUGGUUUACAAAAGGGAGAGAGACGACUUCUUCUGUUAUGGAGUGGAUGAUGGUACUGGAGUUAUAAACUGUCUGUGCUGGAAAAGUAACCUAUUGAAAGAAGAAGAGGAUCCCAGUAAAUCUGGGACGAAACACAGUGAUGCCGCCGAAGGUGGGUUCGAUCCGGUCGCAGAGCUUAGAAAACUCCGACAGAAACAACGCAAACGUUGCCACCUGGAGAUCGGAGAGCUGAUCCGGGUUCGAGGGCCUGUGAAGACGUCGAGGCAACAGAGAGAAAUCAUGGCUUCCACCUACUAUAAGGUGGACGACCCAGUGAUGGCGGUCCAGAUAGCCUGGAUGAUGGAGGUCCCUCAGCUCUACAGGCUGUUUUACGACAAGCGCUUCCAGCUCGACGUAGCAGGAGACUCAGCAGAAACUUCUCUUAGCAAAGCAACAAACGUCAUUAAGGACUUCCUGAAGCAGAGGUUGGUGGCUAAGUUCAGACCGUACGACGUCCAGGAUCUGCUGCAGCCUCUGAUCUCCAGCCGACUCCAAGCUCAGGAGGCUGUUGCUGGUCCGUCUGGCUGCCAGCAGCUCAACCAGCUCCUGAAGGAGGUUCUGCAGGUCCUGCAGGACGAAGGCACCGUGUACCGCAAGGUCAAGUCCCAGGAUGAAGUGUAUCAUGUGACCAUACAAGACAAAGAUCUGCUCAUAGCGGUCAAAGAUAUCAUCAGGGAGGAUUCAAAGAGAGAAAAGUACGCGGAGAAGGGUUGCCACAUCUUGCACAUCCUGUCUGCGGUCAGGCAGCGCUACAGCCUCAAUGUGAGCAAGGCGGCCCUGGAGCUCGUCCUGCAGACGCUGGAGUGUGACAGCGACAUCGUCAGCACCAGUGACAGCCACUACAUCGCCUUCUGACCGCCGCGGCCUGGAACUCAAACUCAACGUGUCAUCAACACUCCUCAGUUUAUCACGACUGGUUUAGAUGGUUUAAAGAUAAAUAAAGGAUAAACAGAUGGCAGGAUCAGCUUGUUCUGACGGCCUGAGGCUGAAAAACUCUCCUGGGUUUCUGUUGAGCCCCAUUUCUUUGGAACUAUCAGCAGUAUGAGCAGCCUUUCUUUAGAAUGAUUAUUUAAUCCUCACGUCCCUUUUGGAAAAUAAAAAACAGCUGCCAAGAAACACAAAUCUAUCUCAGAGGCACCCAUCCUCUUCCUCCUCUUGUCCAUCUGUUCCCUCCUUUUUAAGCUGUCACAGGGAAACGACAUGAACAUAGAAGCUUAUUGUCGCUACAUCAACCCGAUGCGCCGGCAGCUUGAUGAACCACCUGCAGCAGCAGCUGUCUCUCCCAGUAGUCAUUUACUGUCUGACAUUAACACCUCCUCACAUCGCUGUGGAGGAAAUUUUGAUUUUUUUUAUAACUCUGCUUCUCUUUGUUGAGGUUUGUAAAUAUUCAGUUAUUAAAAAAUAACCUCAUUUAUCCCGUUAGGUGUUAUUAUCUGAGUGUCUGCAGAGUGUUGCUGUGGGCAGGGAGGAUCUCCAGUAGCAGCCAGGUUUUCAUUGAAUGUAAAAGUGCCUCUGACUGAAGAUUAUUGCGACGUUUUUUUGCCAAAAUAAUUUUUUAUCAAGAAUGACUUAUGCCAUUAUUUUGGGAAGGUGUCAGUAUUCAGGUAUUUACACUUAUGAAUCUAGAAUUUGCCAUGUAGAUCAAUAAUUUCAAAAGAAAAAAAUCGGAGGACUUUUGUUUUUAUAAACUAUACAUUUUAUGUUUAUCUUAAAUAUAUUUUGUUUUCACAUUUUUCCAUACAAAUAAAAUACAUUGCCACGAUAUUAAUGGACUUUCGACCUAAA